AUGCAAUUUUGCUCUACAUGGAUAAUUGGUUUUGAACUUUUAAGUAAAGAAAGCAAUAAUAUUGAUGAGAGUGAUAUUGAUGGGAGAUUUGGCGAAUUAAUUGAAGAAUUAAAAUUAACGGAUCAGUAUAAAAUCGGGAUAAACGAAUUGAAGUUUACAUCGCUGAGCCUUUCCAAGAAAAAUUAA
Messenger RNA from Meloidogyne enterolobii, 186 nucleotides. NCBI's taxonomy places the organism in Eukaryota, Metazoa, Nematoda, Chromadorea, Rhabditida, Meloidogynidae. The record is from the annotation of a GenBank genome assembly.